AGAAAACCCAUUUCUCGGUCAUCCUAAACAGAAUACCGCCCCGCUCUCUCAUUUCGUCGUCGAAUCUCUGCAAACGUCGGACGGCGAUCGCGGUGAGGCUCCACCGUCUUUUUCCCUUCGAGCGUCGUCGACAGAACAGAGGUAUGGAUGAUGAAAGACUCAAAGACAUGGCGGCAGGUUGGGGUGUGUUAUACCAUGAUAUUUUGGCAAGGGAUAGGCAAGAGCUGAUAAGCUUUUAUGAUGAAGCGUGCAUGGAUUUUGAUGGGGUCCGUCUUGGGACCCCGGAGGCCAUUGCUGCGUUUGUGAACGGUUUGGAUAGAUUCAAGUUCCAUUUGGAUGAGUUCGAUGCGUUCGUUGACCACGUCGCUCAACGCAUCUACGCCUCCUUUGGUGGACAGUAUGGGAGGGAAGAGGACGUUGUGCUACCAUACAACUUCAACCAUAGUUUUAUUCUGCAAAUGACAGCACAGCAGGGAGCAACCCUUGUAUUUUCCGUCUUCCGUACGGAACCAGAUGCCAUGGAUGAAGGACAGGCAGCGGAGGAGGAGGAGGAGGAGGAGGAGGAGGAGGAGGACCGAUCCCAGUUUCAGGCACUACUGGAGAAAGUGGGGCUCCCGGAUAUGGAGGAAGGCAGGACAGCGCCACCAGCAGCGGCGCUGGAUGCUUGAAGCGCUCCCAGCUUUGCUUUACAUUUUAUUAGACUGAAACUCAUUUUGUCUGUAUAUAGAUGUGUGCUAUGCAUACAACAAUAGCUAAUAUGAUGAUGUUUAGUUGAGUUUGAAGCUUAGAUGUAAUCAAUGGCACCCAGGACUGCGAAUUAAGGACUACUUUUAAUACCAAAUGGCCAUUUUAGCUCC
Molecule: messenger RNA, 857 nt
Organism: Eucalyptus grandis
Lineage: Eukaryota; Viridiplantae; Streptophyta; Magnoliopsida; Myrtales; Myrtaceae
Exons: 3
Coding region: 144-668 (174 amino acids)
Source: RefSeq, a predicted model, not a curated record